AUGGUGAGGGAUCUGCUGAAACUUACACUUGCUGGAGCUGUAGUUGGGUUUCUUGGUUACUGUAUUUAUUUUGAUCGCAAGCGCCGAAGCGAUCCAGAGUUUCGUGCCAAACUUGCCAAGAGACGGCGAGCGAGAGCACUUGCCGCGCAGAGAGCAUCAAUGCCUGUUCUUCCUUCCAUGAAUGAUCCUAGGGCGAUACACAAAUUCUUUCUGGAACAGAUUCAGCAGGGUGAAAAUGCACUCACUACUGGCUAUACCGAUGAGGCUGUCAAGCAUUUUGCAUACGCAGUUGUUGUGUGCGGUCAACCCACCCAGCUUUUGCAGGUUCUGCAGCAAUCACUUAGCCCUGGAAUAUUUUCGAAAUUGGUGACUUCACUGCCUGAGGUCAGAAAGUUGGUUCUAGACGCAAAUAAUUUGCUUGCGAGGAACCAGAUUGAGGAAGAAUUGGAAUAA
Molecule: messenger RNA, 453 nt
Organism: Echinococcus granulosus
Lineage: Eukaryota; Metazoa; Platyhelminthes; Cestoda; Cyclophyllidea; Taeniidae
Product: Mitochondrial import receptor subunit TOM20
Exons: 3
Coding region: 1-453 (150 amino acids)
Biological process (GO): protein targeting; tRNA import into mitochondrion; protein import into mitochondrial matrix
Cellular component (GO): mitochondrial outer membrane translocase complex; mitochondrial outer membrane
Molecular function (GO): transmembrane protein transporter activity
Source: RefSeq, a predicted model, not a curated record